This is a messenger RNA of Odobenus rosmarus divergens (Pacific walrus), 1239 nucleotides long. It is a transcript of the gene GDPGP1, whose product is annotated as GDP-D-glucose phosphorylase 1. The transcript is spliced from 2 exons. Lineage: Eukaryota; Metazoa; Chordata; Mammalia; Carnivora; Odobenidae. Gene Ontology annotation, molecular function: GDP-D-glucose phosphorylase activity. Bases 82 to 1239 code for a protein of 385 amino acids. Gene Ontology annotation, cellular component: cytoplasm. The record is from RefSeq and is a predicted model, not a curated record. Gene Ontology annotation, biological process: glucose metabolic process.
CUGUGCGCUGAGGGUCUGCAGACUGCAGGAGCCGUGCAUCGUGAUCUUCGAUUUUCACGAGAGCCCUGCAAGGUCAGCACCAUGGCCGCUCCACAGGAUUCAAAUGAGACUUCCUAUCUGUUCCCUCCAAACAGUAAGGACUGGGAAGAGCAAGGCAUUCCUGACUUUGUCUACGGGCAGAAGGAACUUGUUCUGGAAGGGAUUCAGUGGCCUAGGACUGCCCCCAGCCUCCUGGACACAACACCGUGGUCUCGCUUCGACUCUGCUCUCUGCUCCGCCUGGAGGCAGCGGAUGGACCUGGGGCUCUUCCGCUACCGCCUGGGGGAGCUGCAGACCCAGACCCUCCCGGGUGCUGUGGGUUUUGUGGCUCAGUUGAAUGUGGAGCGAGGUGUGCAGAGGAGGCGCCCCCAGAACAUCCGGAGUGUGAAGCAGGCAUUUGACCCUGAACAGUUUAACUUCAACAAGGUCCGGCCAGGAGAAGUCCUUUUCCGUUUGCUCCGGGAGCCCGAUCUCCCAGGUGCUCUCCAGCAAGAGGACAUCCUCGUCAUGAUCAAUGUCAGCCCCUUGGAGUGGGGCCAUGUGCUGCUGGUGCCCGAGCCCACCCGUGGGCUCCCCCAGCGCCUGCUGCCAGGUGCACUGCGGGCCGGAGUCGAGGCAGUGCUGCUGAGCUCACACCCGGGCUUCCGCGUCGGCUUCAACAGCCUGGGUGGGUUGGCCUCGGUGAACCACCUGCACCUGCACGGGUACUACCUGGCUCACAGACUGCCUGUGGAGGGAGCACCGAGCGAGCCCCUGGACCCUGGGGGCCGUUUGCAUCUGCUCCGGGCCCUCCCAGCUCCCGGCUUCCUCUUCUACACAAGCGGGCCGGGGCCUGACUUGGAAGCCCUGAUAAGCAGGGUAUGUCGGGCCACCAACUACCUGACCGACCAUGAGAUUGCCCAUAAUUUAUUUGUGACCCGGGGGGCCCCCCCUGGAAAGACAUCACCUUCCUCCGCUCUCACAGGCAUCCGAGUAAUUCUGUGGGCCCGGAAGUCCAGCUUUGGGGUAAAGGAAGGCGAGGCGUUCAAUGUCGCCCUCUGUGAGCUGGCCGGGCACCUCCCUGUCAAAACGUCCCAGGAUUUCGGCAGUCUGACAGAGGCAGCCGCUCUGGCCCUCAUUCAAGACUGUCUGCUGCCCUCGGCCCAGGCGGAAGAAGUACAGGCAGCCCUGGUGGCCUUGGUAGCCCAGGACAAGCAGUAA